Messenger RNA from Chelonus insularis, 2564 nucleotides. Its product is annotated as GRIP and coiled-coil domain-containing protein 2-like. The transcript is spliced from 7 exons. NCBI's taxonomy places the organism in Eukaryota, Metazoa, Arthropoda, Insecta, Hymenoptera, Braconidae. The record is from RefSeq and is a predicted model, not a curated record. The coding region runs from base 93 to 2564 and encodes 823 amino acids.
UUUUAGAUCAGGGGAAUAUUUUACUAAUAUAUGAAGAAUUUUUUGAAGAAAUACCAAAAUUUUCAAAUAGUGUUAAUACCAGAAAAUAAAUUAUGUCUACAACUCGACUGGAAACAAAAAAAUCAAAUGACAAGGUCGAUGACGAAAAUGCUUGUGCUUCGAAAGUGACGAGAUCAGUUACUCUUCGAAGACCUGCAUCUGCAUCUGGAGUUCGCAGCAAGAUCCCAACUAUCGUCAACCAAAAUAAUCCAGGGUCAUUCAUGACGGACCCACAGUUAUCAUCAACUCCAUCACAUAAUAUUAAAGUUCUAAAUUCUCAAGGAAAACCUCUGCGACGUUUUCCUUCGCGAAAUGGUAACUCUUCUUUGUCGAAGAAUAAAAUUUCUCCUCUUCCUUCUAAUGUACAGAGACAUUUGGAAAACCAAUUUAAGAAUAAAAAAAAUCGGUAUUUAAAUAUUCGAAAUGAAAUUGAAGAGAAGCAGAAAAACGCAUUAGAUAUAUAUGAUGAAAUAUCUGAAUUGCGGAAGAAAAUAAUUGCCAGUGGUUUGAAGGAUCCCGGAAAAGUAGAAGGAAUUAAAUUGAUACCAGAUAAUUCGAAUAAAUGUCGUGAAAACGAAAACCUUCGUAAAGAGAGUGGAGAACAUGGUGCUUUUAUUAAUGCUUCUGUCACGAGAGAGUUUGCAUCGAUUUUAGAGAAUGAACUCAGAGAAUAUCCUAAAGAAUGUGUUAAUCUUUGUGAAGAGAUGAUUGAGAAAUACUCAGCACUUGUUGAGUGGACUAAUAACUUUUGUCGAGAUAAAUGUGAAUCUCCUGAAAUUAUAGAAAAGGUUGAUCAAUUUAAAAAUGUAAUUGAACACAUGAAAUUGAGACUAGAAGCCACGAAAAAAAUUUUAGAUGAUUCCAAUGGUAAUUUAAUUAGAAAAAUAAUUUUGAUGUGGGAUGAAAUAGAAGGGGCCCGAUUAAGAAUUCGAGAUUUAGAAACCAUAAGUGAUGAAGUGGUGAAUAACUUAAGAAUGAACUUAAAUAGUGAAGUGGAAAAAUUCAAUCAACUUCAAGAACAGAAAACUUUAGUAGAUAAUGAACUAAAGAAAACAAACACAAGAAUUCAGAAGUUAGAAGAAACAAUAGCGGCGAAUCACAACGAAAUGUAUAAAUAUCAAGAAUAUAUCAAAAGUUUAGAAUCACAACUAAAGCAAAAUGACAUAAACUUUGAGCGAGAAACAAGAGACUUACAUAAAAGUUUGAAAAAUUCCGAAGAAAUGAUAAUCAGCUUAGAAAGUCAACGAAACAAUCUUGAAUCAAGGCUAGUGGAGAUGAAAGAGAAUUUGGAUAAAAUAAAGAAUAAUGAUAUAGAAAAAGAAGUUAAUGUUAUAAAUCAAGAAUUAGUCAAACAUCAAAAUUUAAUUGCAAAACUCAAGGAAGAAAAAUUAUCUGUAGAAGAAGAUUUAAAAAAUAAAUUACAAAAAGAAAAAGAUUUAGUCAUAAAAUUAACAGAAGAUUAUGGUCGACUUCAAAAUGAACAUGAAUUCAUGGAAAAGAAAUUCAAGGAUUUAGAAGAUCAAAUUAUGGAGUUAAACAUUCAAAAUUCUCAGAAAGUACAAUUAUUUAGUUCUACGGAAUUUAUUAAACUAAAUGGUGACUAUGAGCAGGAAAUAGCUCUCUUUCAACGAAAAAAUAUGGAAUUAGAAACCGAUUUGAAUGCUGUAAAAAAUAAACUACAGCUUCAAGAGCAGACUCUACGAGAGCAACAUCAAAGAAUCCAAGUUCAAGAUGAAUUAAUUAGCUAUUUAACCAAAUCAGCAAACCACUCCAAUUUUAAAUCCAAUGCCAAUGUUCAGGAGUUGACUAAGGAAAUAGCUGCUAAGUCAGAAACAAUUAAAAUACUGACAGUGAAACUCGAGGAAAAAGAGAUCCAACUUACUCAUUUAGAAAAAUUAGUUAAGCAAAUGGAAGAUCAAGAGGGACGUUCGCAGGAACAAAGGACACGUUUAGAGAAACGAAUUGCACAAUUGGAAUUAACGUUAGAAGCAAAAAACAAUAAAGAUUAUCGGUAUGUCUUGGAUCGUUCAAACUCGUCAACCGAGGAAUGUGAAUUACCGCGACAUGCAGACUCGCCUUCUAAACAAACUCAUUCGUUAAAAAAACAAAAUUCCAAAACAUUUACAACAGUGCCUUCAUCUCUCUAUGAAUCAUUAUAUAAUUAUAAUAUUAAAUUAGUGAAAGAUGAAAUGGCAAAGUCUCUAGAGUUAGAAAAGAAAUAUAAAAAAUAUAAAAAUAAAUCUCGUUAUAUCGAAGGGUUCUACAAAUGGUUGAUUGAAUCUAAAGAAAUGAAUCGACAUUCUCAUACCUCUCGUUGCGAUAGCAGUCAUAACUCAGUCGUAAAUCCACGACAUGUUAUUGAUGUUGAUUCUUACGCUUAUCAAAUAGUUGAUCAAUGUGGCAGGGAGAUUGAAAGUUUAAAUUCCAACUUUAAAUAUAAAUCUUCGCAAUGUUGGAGUCAUUCCUCGAAGAAAAUGAAACAUAAUAAUAAAACGUUUUAUAAAGAUUCAUUUCCUUCACCUUAG